AUGGCGGAAGUCGUUUCUCAGAGAAUAAUGAAUGAAUUGACUCGGCUGUAUGCUGCUGUAAACGAAGUAGCUAACAGGGCGGUUGUCACAUCUGAUGAUAUACAGUAUUUCAUAAACUGCCUGGAACAUUUUCAUCGUCAUCUUCUUAGAUUAAACGAAAGUGGUUUUGUAACAGCACAUUCCGUGAGGAUUUUGCAAGAUGCUCUUAGCGGCCUUCGAGACAGCGGAAUGCCUGAAGAUUUAAUUCCUGCACCGGGUUCGAACAUGCACCUGUAUCGAGAAAAACCCCUAGGGAGACCUAAAUACUUCCUUAGUAGGGAUCAGUUAGAAUUCCUGUUGUCUUUGGGAUUCAACAAGACCCAGUUGUCAGAAAUGCUGGGUAUGUCUGCGUGUACCAUUCAGCGUCGAAUGGCAGAGUACGGCUUGUCAAGCAAUAACUAUUCUGACCUUUCAGAAGAAGAACUGGAUCGUAUGGUGACAGAAAUUAAAGAGCAAUUUCCUCGAGCUGGAUAUCGACAGGUUCUUGCAAUUCUAAAAUCCCAUGGUGUUUUUGUGCGGGUACAUGAAUUAAGAGACAGCGUUCAACGAUGUGAUCCUUUGGGUACCUCCCUAAGAUGGUUUGCCACAAUUGAAAGGCGACAAUACAGUGUCCGGGGGCCUUUAGAGCUAUGGCAUAUGGAUGGGAACCAUAAGCUGAUCAGGUGAAUGUGCAGUACAUUAUAUGACCGAAAAUGCAGUUUUUCUCCGAGGUAUUGCCAAGGUGUAUAAUCAAAGGCAACUGUUCUGUUCAUGCUUUUUACUGACCGACCCUGAUACAAAUACCAGAGAAAGUGAGGGAAAAUAGGAGUCUUGAUGGGAAUAUUUUCCAAGUUAUCCCAAACUUGUUCCGUUGUUUGUAUCAGGAGGUGACUAUUUUCUAAACAAACAAAAUGCAGAGAAAUAUCAUAGAGGUAGCCAAGUUUGCAUACCCCAUAGAAAACCCACUGACCUCGUGCAUUUUUCAAACAAAACUUGGUAAGAUUUUCUGAAGUUGCUGCACAUACAAGAGAAUUUAGACUAGAACACCAACAGGGUUAGGGGAAGCAGUCCAUAGUGAAAAUUCGCUUCCCUCACUUUGUUAUGGCGGAUCAAAGACUUGUGUGAAAAAUAUUUACAUUAUAAUUUAUUAUCCAUUUUCAUAGGUGGCGAAUGGUUCUGCAUGGUGCAAUUGAUGGAUACUCUCGUUUGGUUGUCUUUCUUCAUUGUCAAAUAACAAUCGUGCUGAAACAGUGCUACAGUUGUUUAUGAAAGCAGUUACUGAGUUUGGCUUGCCAUCUCGAUUGCGGACUGAUAAAGGUGGUGAGAACACAGCAGCUGCUUUGUACAUGCUGCAACAUCCUUUGAGGAGAACUGGACGAGGGAGUGUGAUAGCUGGCAGUAGCACCCACAACCAAAGAAUCGAGAGGCUGUGGAGGAAUGUUUUUAGUGGUGUCUUGUGUUUGUAUCAAACACUAUUUUAUCAUCUUGAGGAACAAGGUGUUCUUGACCCACUAAAUGAGGUUGAUCUGCUUGCUCUUCAUACAGUAUUUUUACCCCGUGUUAACCGUCACCUGGACAUUUGGAAAGGAGGUUGGAACAAUCAUAGCAUGAGAACUGCAGGAAGCCUUUCUCCUCUCCAGCAGUUUGUCAGUGGAAUGCUACAAUUACGUGGUUCUGGUUUGGAAGUAGCCAAGGAAAUGUUUUGUCAACUAGAUGAGGCAAGUACAUGUAACAAAGAAUGUUGUCUAUGUAUUUAACAAGUACAGACUCUUCAUAAACUUGAAAUAUGAAGAUCCCAAAUUUAUGAUGAAAACAGUAUUUUUAGAGAUGUUUUUAUAUUAUUUGAAUUAUUAUUCAACAGGAAGAAGUCUCCUCAUAUGACAUCGACUGGGAUGGACCCAUUCCCAAUGAGUCUUCUCCCUCUGAUGACUUUGAGCUAGUGGAAAUUCCAAACAUUGAAGUCAACGUUAGGGAAGAGCAACAGCAACAACUAAGUUUAUUGGUUGAUCCACUUAGUGACAGCGAUUGUUAUGGCAUUGAUUUAUAUAUUCAGGCACGUAACUUUCUGCACUCACUGACUUAA
Molecule: messenger RNA, 2101 nt
Organism: Porites lobata
Lineage: Eukaryota; Metazoa; Cnidaria; Anthozoa; Scleractinia; Poritidae
Source: the annotation of a GenBank genome assembly